Messenger RNA from Setaria italica (foxtail millet), 3704 nucleotides. RefSeq names its product pentatricopeptide repeat-containing protein At3g22470, mitochondrial. NCBI's taxonomy places the organism in Eukaryota, Viridiplantae, Streptophyta, Magnoliopsida, Poales, Poaceae. The transcript is spliced from 5 exons. Bases 609 to 2759 code for a protein of 716 amino acids. Gene Ontology annotation, molecular function: protein binding. The record is from RefSeq and is a predicted model, not a curated record.
UGCGCGCCGCAGGUACUCUCCUCUCACCCCAACGGCCGUCGCCGCCACAGCGGUGCUGUCACCCGCGCCGCCGCCGCCGCUAGACGUUCGCCUCUGUCCCUCGCCGUCCCUCGCCGUCCUCCGCUAGGCCGCUUUGCUCCAGCCGUGCAAGUUGAGGGUGGAGAGCAUCCGGAGCGGCCGUUCGCCCGCGCCGCGUCGGCCUCAGUAGAGCCCGUCCCUUCGUCGCCUCUAUCUCUCGCAGGCAGCGGCGAGCGGGGAGCAGGAGCCCGGGGGCUGCACCGGAGCGCCGGAGCAGGCCGCGGGGCGCGAGGCGGCUGUACGGAUACCACUAGGGCCACAACCACCACCUCGUUUCGUGGCGUCGUGCCAAUCCGUGACGCCGUCGAGUCCUUCGCCUCCUGCCUCUCUGACCUCUUCAUCGAGUUUGUGGGGGCUUUGCUCAACAGGAGAGUUUGAUGUAAUCUGGAAGGUGUGACCCAUUAUCUCUCAGGUGGUCCUUUCCAUCAACUUGUCAAAUAAUAUUUCCCCAUGAAGUGUAGUCUAUGCACAGAUCAUUCCUGCUUCUGCUGGUACUGUCAAUGUAAGGAGGGGAUCGGCUUCCCUCGUCUAUGCACCGGGCAGUCCCAGGGUUCCUGCGGCGAGCCCAUGCAAUCAGGAGCUACCCCCCAGUGCUGCGUCUUUCCUCUCAGGCUUGUUGCUUGAAUAGCUCGGAUAAUGAGGAGCCCGGACGGAAUUCUGCUUACAUUGACUAUAGAAGCCAGUGUCUCCUUCCCUCCAUCACGCUAGCAGUGCGGACUGCGAACUGGGAUGCUGCCAGAAAUAUAAGCUUCAGGGAGUGUGUGAGGUUAUACGGGCUAUCUCAAUCAAUUGGUUUGUUUGCAUUGCUUGUGCAGCUAUUCUUACCGCGGAGAAUCAGAGAGAUCCAGUGCUUGAUUCAGAGCAUUGUUGAUUACUGUGAAAAUGCUGGCCAGGAGUUGUUUGAGUUGGCUCCUAUUUUGGUCAGCAGAUUGGGUGGGUCAAUGACGUUGUUGCAAGUUUAUGCUGCAGUCAUCCGGAUUUUUGUAGAGUUGUCAAUGUUUGAGGACGCUCUUCUCACUUACAUUGAGGCCAAGAAGGUUGGUGCUGAGCUGCGUUUGUGCAACUUCUUGCUGAAGUGUUUAGUCAAGGGGAAUCAGAUUGUGUAUGCAAGGAGUUUAUUUGAUGACAUGAAGAGCUCUGGUCCUUCACCAAAUGUCUACUCUUAUUCAGUUUUGAUGAGUAUGUAUACACAUGGAGAGAGGUUGUGCUUAGAGGAAGCUUUUGAGCUUCUUCGUGAAAUGGAAAUGAAUGGUGUGAGACCGAAUGCUGCAACCUAUGGAACUUACCUCUAUGGGCUUUGCCGUUCCAGACAGGUAACGUCUGCAUGGGACUUUCUUCAAAAUCUUUGUCAGAGAGGGUGCCCUUGCAACACUUAUUGUUUUAAUGCAGUGAUUCAUGGUUUCUGUAGUGAGGGUCAGGUCCACAAAGCCAUAGAAGUGUUUAAUGGGAUGAAGAAAUGUGGGUUUCUCCCAGAUGUCCACAGCUAUAGCAUAUUAGUUGAUGGGUUAUGCAAACAAGGGGAACUAUUGAAAGGUUAUGACAUGCUUGAUGAAAUGGCAAGAAAUGGAAUCAGUCCUAACCAUGUAAGUUAUAGUUCACUUUUGCAUGGUCUUUGCAAGACUGGAAAUGUUGAAUUUGCGUUUGAGAUUUUCAAGAGGCUUAAAGACCAAGGUUUCAAGCAUGACCAGAUAAUGUACAGCAUCCUUUUCCAUGGCUGCUGCCAACAUUUACAUCUAGAUAUUGUCAAUGGCCUUUGGGAUGACAUGAUUCAUCAUGAUUUUGUUCUAGAUGUUUAUGAUUAUACCAAUCGGAUCUAUGCAUUAUGUAGACAUCGAUGCCUUAUAGAAGCAUUGGAAGUAUUUGAAUUCAUGCUUGAGAAUGGGAUAACUCCCAACAUUGUGACAUGCACCAUCCUUGUUGACGGCUUUAGCAAAGAAGGGCUGAUUGGUGAGGCCUUCCUAUUCCUGGAUAAAGUACAUCAGUCAUUGGCAAUUGCCCCCAAUCUUUACACAUACAAAGCUAUUAUCAACGGCCUUUGUAAGAUCAACAAAUCGAAUGACGUGUGGGAACUUUUUGCAGACAUGAUAAAAAGGGGAUACGUUCCUGAUGCUAUCCUCUACAGUAUUAUUAUUGAUGGUUUUGUGAAAGCUUUGGAGUUGCAGGAGGCUUUCAGACUGUAUCAUAAAAUGUUGGAUGAAGGGAUAAAACCUACUAUUUUUACAUGUACUAGUCUCCUAAAUGGGCUGUGCCAUGAUGAUGGACUUCCUAGAUUUAGGAAAUUGAUGAGGGAUAUGAUUGGGGAGGACCUGGUACUUGACAAGAUUUUGUGCACAUCUAUUAUUGCGCACUAUUGUAGACGUUCAAAUAUGAAGGCCGCCAUGGAAAUGUACAAAAAAAUGGAAAGCUCCGGUUUAUCACCAGAUGCUUUUGUAUAUACUUGCCUAAUUAGUGGCUUCAGUAAAGUUCGUGCAAUGGAUGGUGCACUUUUGAUGAUGGAAGAAAUGGAAAAAAGGAAUAUUAAGCCUACUGUAGUAACCUAUACAGCUCUCAUCGUUGGAUACCUUAAAACAGGGGAUGAGAAACAAGCUAAUAAGAUGUACAGAAGUAUGUGUGAGGCAAGCAUUGAUCCGGAUGACAAGCUGAGUUGUAUAUUGGGCGUUGGCAAUGACGGGGGUGACUGAUUUUUAUUCUCGGAAACAUCAAGCAAAUUCAAGCAAAUUCAUUUUGAAGAGCAAAAUUCAGAUUGCAGAUUAGGAAUACAAGUAUCAAGGAUUACAGGUAUCUUCAAGCAAAACCAAAAGUUCAAAUUGAGCAAAGGAUAUGUUGAUAAAAAAAAUGGUGAUGAAUCAACCGUUGUAAGAAGUGGUUGGGAUCCAUAUUGGCUAGCCAUCUGCCCAUCAUGGGCGUUACUCUUCAGAUUGUUUCCAGAUGCAGUCAUGCAGUGCAGGAAUCUCUAUCCUGGAAGAUUAUCAUCCAUAGCCCUGCUAAUUGGAUUGGUGUUAAUGGUCCUAGUGGAUUGGUUUAAGAAUGGAGCUGCGUCAAUUUGGAUCCAAACCAGGGGUUGCAGGCCAAUUAGGCACUCGGGCUGUCGGGCAGGUCCACACGCCACUGCACCAGGCUGCAAGCGAAGGAGCAGAGACUCACGCCUCCCCUCCCGCGGUCCCGCCAUCGCCGCCAGGACUCCCUCACGCCUCCACCUCCGCCUCGCUUGCGCCGCUGCAUCAGGGAAGCCGGCAGAUUCUUCAGGCAGAGGAAGCCGGCAGAUUCUUCGGGCAGAGGAAACCAGCGGACAAGCUCUCCAAGAAGCUGGCGGUCGAGUUCUCCAAGAAGCCAGCGGCGAUACGAGCUCUCCACGGCUGCCGGCGGUCCAGGUUGAAGGGAAGAAGUUCCGGAUGCUGUCUAACUGGCAACGGGAGUACACGAUGGAGCACACCCUGACGCAGCUGAAGGAGAUGGCUUUUCCGAUAGCUUCAGCAAUUCAGCAAUUUGACCUCUUCUGUAUAACAUGGUGUAAUUUGUAAUAAUUUGUAUCACCUAGAGUUCAAGAUUUAUAACUUGGUCUAUAUUUGUAGCUAAAUAUGUUGCAAUUUUCUUCUUUAUUUUAUUUUACAUAUUCUGAUUUUUUA